This is a messenger RNA of Electrophorus electricus (electric eel), 2655 nucleotides long. RefSeq names its product KRI1 homolog (gene kri1). NCBI's taxonomy places the organism in Eukaryota, Metazoa, Chordata, Actinopteri, Gymnotiformes, Gymnotidae. The record is from RefSeq and is a predicted model, not a curated record. Gene Ontology annotation, biological process: endonucleolytic cleavage in ITS1 to separate SSU-rRNA from 5.8S rRNA and LSU-rRNA from tricistronic rRNA transcript (SSU-rRNA, 5.8S rRNA, LSU-rRNA). Gene Ontology annotation, cellular component: nucleolus; 90S preribosome.
CUCUAGUUCAGGACACUUUCUUGACCAUGCUGGUGUGUUUGGGAGGUGUGAGGACGUUGUGUACUUCCUUAUGUGUAUUUUAAAAAAUAUGCUGUUUUUAGAAUAUUAGAUAUCUAUAUAGAAUAUUAAUACCGAGUUAUAAUGUCGGAACUGAAAGUUAACAAGAAGUUCGCGGAAAACUACGACAAGUAUAGACAGAAGGAAGAACUACAGAAACUGAAAGAUCGAUAUGGGGACCAGGACAGGGAAGGUUCCUCCAGCUCCUCAGAUUCAGAGUCCGAUGAUGAGAGUGAAAUGGAACUUGAUCCCAGACUUGAGAGGGAUUUUUACAGAACACUCUCUCUACUGAAGAAGAAGGACCCAAAGAUCUAUCAGAAGGAUGUAAAUUUCUAUACAGAGCAGGCAUCAUCUUCCAGCGAUGAAAAACCCUCCACUUCUAAAAAGACUGAGAGAGCCAUGUUCCUGAAGGACUUUGAGCGUAAAGUCAUUUUGGAAAGGGGAGGAAAAUAUGAUGAUGAGGAAGACAGUGCUGAUGAAGAGGUUUCCAGAUGGAUGAAGAAGAGAGCUGCAUCUCCCAGCUACAUCCAAGAACAGAAAGAACUGAAAGAGAGCUUUCGCAGGUUUGUGCAGGACAGUGAUACUGAGGCCAGCGAUGAAGAGGACCAGCUGCUGAGACGCAGGACCAAAACCCAAGACGAGAAGGACCGAGAGGAGGCCGACUACAUGGAGUGGCUGAAAGGACAAGCAGAGCUAGAGGAGAAGGAAGAGAUUCAGGACAUGAAAUAUCUGAAAGAUUACUGGAAUGACCCCCAUCUGGAUGAGAAGGAAUCUUUUUUACGUGACUAUAUCCUCAAUAAGGGAUACCUUGAUCAAGAUAAGGAAGAAAGAAUUCCCACCUAUGAUGAGCUGAUGCAGGAGGAUGUGGAGGACUCUGAGGAGGAGGGGGAGUCCUUCCUGCAGAAACAAGAGGAAUUUGAGAGGCACUACAAUUUUCGGUUUGAGGAGCCUGGUGCUCAUAAGAUCCAAACUUUCCCCCGCAAUAUUGCCACUUCUGUCCGAAGCAAAGACGACAGGAGAAGGAGGAAGAGGGAUGAGGUAAAGGAGAGAAAGAGAAAGGAGAAGGAACAGAAACGCCAGCAGCUGAAGGAGCUGAAGAACCUGAAGCGAACUGAGAUCAUGGACAAGCUGAAGAAACUGCAAGAGCUGACAGGGAAUGAACAGCUUGCAUUCAGAGAGGGAGACUUGGAGGGAGACUUCAACCCGCAGCAACAUGACCGGCUCAUGCAGAAAGUUUUUGGAGAUGAAUACUAUGCAGAGAAUGAGGAGGAGAAGCCUCAGUUUGAUGAUGAUGAGCUGGAGGGUCACUGGAAUUGGGAUACAUGGACAGGUGAGGAUGAAGGAUGCGAAGAGGAGGAGGCUUAUGAAGGUGAAUCUGAGAGCUACGAGCCUAACUGUGAAGAUCCAGAUUUCAUUAUGGAUGCUGACUAUGAACCAAGUCUGCAGCCACUAUCUAAGAAGAAAAAGAAAGAUAAAAAUCUGAGGAGAAAGAUGACCAAAGACGACGCUCCUCUCAUGGGCAAGAAGGGGAAGAAAUCUCACUUUGCUGAAAUUGUUACUAAAAACAAACCAGUUUUUAAUCCAGAGGAGAAGACAUUUGAGCAGUACCUAGAUGAGUACUACAAACUGGACUAUGAGGACCUCAUACAUGACCUGCCUUGCCGGUUCCGCUACAGACAAGUGGUACCCAAUGAUUUUGGUCUGACCACUGAAGAGAUCUUGGGGGCAGACGAGAGAGAGUUGAAUCGAUGGUGCUCUUUGAAGAAGACCUGUAUGUACAGGCCUGAGGGAGAAGAGCUCUGUGAUGUGAAGAACUAUCAGAUCAAAGCUCAGAACAUCAAAAAGAAGAAACAUGUAUUGAAUUCCUUAUAUAAUGAGAAUGAUGAGGGGCAAAUGGAUGCUAAGGUGAAAGUUGGUAAGAAGAGGAGAGAUCGCCUGAAGAAAGCAGAGAUGGAAAAGGAGACGAGAGAGCAAAGUGAACAGGAAGAGGCACUGGAGGGGGACAAAGAAGCGGCCUCUAAUCAGGAAGCUCCUACACCCUUCUCAGCUGACAAAAGGGCAGACCAGGCUUUGAAUAAGACAGCGGCAGAGGAAGGUGAUGCUGAGUUCUUGGUGCCUAAGAAAAAGAUGAAAAUGGAAAGCAUUCCAGAAGCCACCAAAGAUAAACCCCGGACUGAAAAGGAUAAAUGGCCAAAGAAGCAGAAGAGGCGACCAGGUAAAAGGACCCCUGGUCUUUUCAAGGUGAAAAUGGGUGGCAAAGAGUUUAGUGGACAGAGAUUGCGAGCCUAUGGCCUGAAUCCUAAGAGGCUGCAUUUCAGGGAAUUCUACAGGCAGAAACGAAAAGACAGGGAAAAGAGAGAAAAGAUGAAAAACAAAAGCAAAGUGACUGAGAGCUAAGGUUAACCAACUUUUAUUGCUCUGCACACAAGCAAUGGCGGAUUACUGAACGUGUUUUUGUUGUAACAAAAGCCUAUAGAGAAAAAAUGGUAGAUUUCUGACCAUUUGUAAAAAUUCAGUAUUACAUACUGUAGUGUUACCUUUCAGAUUGAUUGAUUGAUUUAAUUGUUUAAUAUUUUAAUAAAUCUUUUAUCAACUCAA